CGCUAACGGUUAAAGAAUGGUAUUUUCACUAUUUUAAUACGAGGUUUUUCGAAUUUUGUUGUUCGGAUGCACUGCAUAUUGCCGCACAUUAGUGUACUCAAUUUAGAAUUUUGGAGUAGAAGUGGUGUAACGGCUGGUAUCUCGGUUUGUGAGCCGAUCUUCCCUUGUGUAGCUUAUUCGCUCUCGAUUCUUGAAAUGUCGACCGAUAACAGCAGCACACAGGCGAACUCUGCCGCGGAAUUACCUUCAAAAAUCAUGCAGUCGAUCGAAGGUCGCAAAGUUCAUUUGGUCGUUCUUACCGGGGGACCCUGUGCGGGUAAAACUACGGGACAAGCCAGUCUGUCGUCGUUUUUUGAGAAUCUCGGAUGGAAGGUUUACAGAGUACCGGAAGCCGCCAACACGCUGCUCAGUGGAGGGGUACGAUUUUCCGAGCUGAGUCCACACGACUGUCACGUGUUUCAAGAAAACCUCCUGAAAACGAUGAUGCAAAUUGAGCAGACAUACAUGGCGCUGGCGGAAACGUGUGCCAAGAAUUGCUUAAUUAUCUGCGAUCGCGGCACGAUGGAUGCUUCUGCCUAUCUGGAACCGGCAGCAUGGGAAAAGAUUAUGAAACAGAACAAUUUGAAUGCUGUGGAUAUCCGAGAUAACCGCUACAAUCAAGUUAUUCAUCUGGUGACAGCUGCGAACGGUGCAGAAACAUUUUACACUUUGGCGAAUCACACUUGCCGCAGUGAAGGUGUCAAUUUGGCUCGAGAACUAGAUGAAAAAGUGAUGAAGGCUUGGAUCGGUCAUCCUUAUCUAGAAGUUAUGGACAACACAACAACAUUUGACAUGAAGAUGCGACGCCUUGUUCAAUCUGUUUGCGCUCGUCUUGGACUCGAUACCGGUGAUCGUUUGUUGCCAAACAGUCGGAAAAGAAAGUUUCUCGUUCGUGAGAUGCAGGCUGAUUCGGCUUUCCAUGAGUUCCAAGAUUUUGUUGUGGAACACGAUUAUCUGAUUACCGCAUCGCAUGAAUUCGAACAGGCGCGGCUCCGUAAACGAGGACAAAAUAAUCACUGGCAGUACCUACACACCGUUCGUCGGUUGGUUACAACUGGUGAUAAACACGAACAUAUCGAGCAGCGCACUCAACUUACGGAGCGUGAUUAUUUUAUGCUCCUUGCUCAACGUGAUCCCUCCCAUUAUCGAUUGUACAAGAAGCGACGCUGUUUCCUAUGGAAUAAUCAAUAUUUCCAGCUUGAUAUAUAUACCGAAAAGAAUCCUAGCAAGAUUCGCGGCUUAAAAAUUCUGGAAACGUACACCGCCCGAACGGAGGCGAUCCCACUGCCCGAAUUUUUGGACAUCGAAGCGGAAAUCACAGCCGAUAAAACUUACUCGAUGUACAAUUUGUCUCGGAAAGAAAUUGUGGACCCGAAUAUCAUUCAUGCUAAUCGCCAUGAAAAAUCGAAAUCUCCCCUUCACUUCAGCAAAAUAGAAGUCCAACCGGAACGCAGUAUCAGUGUCAGUGAGCCGAUCAAUGGACAUCGGGAUAGUAUUGCAGCGGAAAAGCACCGCGCGCAUUCUGUUGUGGAAAACGGAGUGGUGCAGGCUCAGGCGCAUGCAGAUUUGUUGAAAAACCCUUCGAUGACUGAAGCCUCGAAGGUUUUGUAAAUCAGAUCGCUACAAUAUUUAUAUUGCCGUGUAGUCUUAUGGUGCUAAUGUAAUGGCUGCUCCAUCAGCAAUAUGUGCCUGCUGGCUCGGUACAUUACAUACCCGAUGUCCUUCUAGUUCCGUUCCUUGUAGCAGCUUUAUUAUUUGAUCAUCAUGCAAUGUUACUAGAGAACUGUUUGAUUGCUACUAGUUUUAGCAGCAUAGUAAUAUACUUACUACCUCCCGGCGACCUGCAAAGUGUUACCUGGUCUUUUUCUAGUAUCGGGUUCCUGUGAAUCUAAAACAUACGAAAUUGUCGCUGUCGUAGAUACAGAUUAUUGAAGUUCGAGAUUUUGGA
Messenger RNA from Paramacrobiotus metropolitanus, 1987 nucleotides. Its product is annotated as TRPL translocation defect protein 14-like. Lineage: Eukaryota; Metazoa; Tardigrada; Eutardigrada; Parachela; Macrobiotidae. Gene Ontology annotation, molecular function: GTP binding; phosphatidylinositol binding; phosphatidic acid binding. Bases 67 to 1650 code for a protein of 527 amino acids. The transcript has 12 exons. The record is from RefSeq and is a predicted model, not a curated record.